Myzus persicae (green peach aphid) is the source of this 1033-nucleotide messenger RNA. RefSeq names its product THAP domain-containing protein 1-like. NCBI's taxonomy places the organism in Eukaryota, Metazoa, Arthropoda, Insecta, Hemiptera, Aphididae. The record is from RefSeq and is a predicted model, not a curated record. The transcript has 2 exons. The coding region runs from base 1 to 546 and encodes 181 amino acids.
AUGGUGGUUUCUUGUUCUGUGUCUGGUUGUGUCAAUAGAAGACAGAAAGGAAGCAAUGUUCAUUUUUUUUCAUUUCCAUUAAAAAAUCCAGAAAGGAAUCAACUGUGGAUUACUGCUAUACGUCGGAAAGGGUUUGUUCCUACCAAAAAUAGUUGCAUUUGUAGUGAACACUUUGUACAGUCUGACUAUGACUUAAAACCAGGAGGUAGUUAUAAAUUAUACUUAAAGGAGACGGCUAUUCCAUCAAUGAUUCCUGAUCCAAAAAUUAAGAGCAAAGUCAUUCGAAUGAGUAUUGAAGAAGUUUUGACGUCUGCUGAAGACGCAGAUUUAUCUGUGGCUGAAGACCAUGAUCAAAAAUUAGAUAGAGAAAAUACAUCAGAGCUUAUUGAUAAUACUCAAAUUUUACCAGAUUCCCAAGAUCGGGAAACAGUGUUAGACAAAGUCUUAGGUGAAACUCUAUACACACCUAAUCAGUGGAUACCAUUUACAAAAACUUGUGUCAUUAUAGGUACUCAUAAUACCAAUACCAUUUUGUCUAUGAUUUAAACCAUGGCGCGAGUUACUAGUUUACAACCAUAGAUAUAUAAAACAACUAGAUAGCCGACUCUGUGAUAAAGUCUCAUAAGACCUAUGAAGCCUGGCAGCCAUAUGCGAACAGGGCAAAAUACGAUUGAUUGAUCCAUGAAAUAUUUAAUUACUCCAUGAUUUUUUAAAAACUGCGAAAAUUUGAUUUCUGAAUCAGUCAGAUUAAGAGGACGUUGCACGGAUAUUUGUUUUUUCCGACUUACAAGUGCGUACAUCGCACAUUUUACGCUCAGCCGAUUACUGAUUAAGUAGUUUUUGAGUUUAUCCAUUAUACACAAACAAAUCUUUUCUCGUUAUAAUAAUAAAAUAAAGAAUAAUUUCAAAUCACGGAAUACCAUAAGGUACUGUAUUGGGUCCUCUUUUUCAUUGUGUUAAUUAAUGACUUAUUGAGUAUUAAUUGUAAUGAAUCAAUUUUCAGUUUUACUGAUGACACGUCAAUUAUUAUGGA